Messenger RNA from Chlorella variabilis, 1788 nucleotides. Its product is annotated as expressed protein. The coding region runs from base 1 to 1788 and encodes 595 amino acids. The transcript is spliced from 13 exons. NCBI's taxonomy places the organism in Eukaryota, Viridiplantae, Chlorophyta, Trebouxiophyceae, Chlorellales, Chlorellaceae. The record is from RefSeq and is a predicted model, not a curated record.
AUGCGGAGCUUGGGUUCCUCCCACCUCCUCACCUUCUCAGACCAGCAGCUGGAGGUGGAGUACACAAAGCGGGUGGAUGCAGCGCAGGUGCUAAUCGACUGCGCAUGCUCGGCGCUGGGCGUCGUGAUGGCGGCCUCGCUGCUGUCCCUUCCUUUCCAGCUCGCAGCGCUGGACAUCAUCGAGAUGUUCUGGAUGUCGCUGCCCCUGGUGGUGUGCGUGACCUGCCGGCCCGACUACGCAGCGCACCGCGGCUUGUGGCUCUGGGCCUGGCUGCUGCCGGCCUGGUGGUUCAUGUGCCAAGCCGCCGCCGCCUACAGCCCGCACAUGCAGCCUGCGGCGGCGCCGCUGGCUCCCUCUCCGCAGCCGGCAGAGGCAGGCGCCUUCCUCCACGCCCUCUCCGCCCUCGCCCACCGCUGCCGCCCCGCGGGGCAGCUGGUUAUGCGGACCUCGAUGCUGCCGCUGCUGUGGGGCAACCUGGGGUCGCGCCAGAAUCUGCGCACCAGAACCUGCACCGGCAAGUUGACUCGUGCUGCUGAGCAGACGGUUUGUGAGAAGUCCUUUAAAGGCACGGCUUGCACACUCAAGACCACCGCCACCAGGACGACCUGCGAGGGGACCCUCAACACCACUCUGACCGACACCAAGGCCAAGCUUGAUGCGGCGACCAGCGACAAGAACAAGCUGGCGACCCAGGUGGACCAGCUGGUCAACACGCCCUGCAACCAGAAGUUUGUCGGCACCACCCAGACCAACGCAUCCCUGCGCACCGACUGCGAGAUUGCACUCAAGCUCACGAAACAGGCGGACAAGCUCAAGCUGACCCCGACUGCUGUGCGCACUGCCACCCGGACCCUGGCCGAGACGGAGCUGCUGUCCACCCUGGCCGCCAUGCAGAACCAGAGCUGCAUCCAGAAGAACUUCAACGCAGCCACCACCACCAAAUGCGAGACGGAGAUCCGCACCACAGACUGGGCAGACAAGGACGGCGUGGAGACGCUGGUCACUGUUGCCGAGCAGGGGCUGGCGGAGGAGGCGCUGCGUCUGACUGCGGAGAACUCUGACAUCACAGAGCGCCUCACCAACGUCACCACCCAGAGCUGCAACACCAAGAACCUCACCGCCACCAGCCGCACCCUGUUCACCAACUGCGAGAUUGCGCUGCGCACCAAGUCGCUGGCAACGAAGAGGACCCUGCUUACCGCCAACGCUUUCCACGCUGAGGUCACCAAGGCAGAGCGGGAACUUAUCAAGCUCAGCGAGAACUGCACCCAGACGGCCAAAGAUCUGGAUGCAUGUGAAGCCGCCCUGGACGACUGCGGCGACGCGCAGACCGCCCUCAACACCACGCUCAACACCUGCACAGCGCAGCGCGACUUCUUCAACGCCACCCUGGCCACCAACCGCACCGCGCUGGCCGCCUGCACCGCCAACCUCGCCACCAACCGCACCGCGCUGACCGCGUGCACCGCCAACCUCAACACCAACAAGACCGCGCUGGCCGCGUGCCUCAACUCUACUGACCUCAUAGAGGACAGCCUGCUCAAGUGCCAGGAAACCAAUGCCACCUACUUCGACGCCUGGCAGACGUGCGACGGCUCGCUGAGCGUGUGCGAGGCCAACUUCACGGCCGCGUCCGAGGGCUUGGACGCCUGCCUUCUCUCCAACGCCACCUACUUCCAGAAGUGGCUCGACUGCGAGGACAACGUCACCACCCAGGCCAACGUCAUCAACAACUUCGAGGAGUUCCCGGUGCGCAAGCUGCUCAAGAAGAAGCGCCGCGCGGAGUGA